AAAAGUGCAUGCCACCAUUUUUCUAUGUCGAAUAACGAAAAAUAUUAGUCUAAAUAAUUUGUUUGUCGUUUUUCUAAAUUGACAACUUUUUGAGCUUAAGAAAAAUCGCUAAGUUAAACAUAGUGGUAGUCUAGUAAUCAAUUAGGAAUUUUAACAACAAAAAAAUAGUAAUUGAGAUUUAAAAGAUCAAGACUGUACAUAGAUCUAGAUCUAGCUAGAUAGUUAGUUUAGUAGAUCUAGACUAGAGUGACUAGAGAUCUACAAGACUACAUUGAAUCAGUAACAUUGACUACAUGACUAGAUCUAGUACAUCAUCGGGAAGACAGAGAGAGUCAAAGUAAUGAGUAAAUGAGUGUAACAUUAUUCUGAUUGAAUCAUUGUUAUGGCGACAACUAAAAAAGCUUGGAAACUUCAGGACUUUGUGGCACAUGCAUCAGAUGUGAAAUGUCUUGGUUUAGGUCACAAGUCUGGAAGGGUGAUGGUUACUGGUGGAGAUGAUCGUAAAGUUAACUUAUGGUCAGUGGGAAAACCCCAUUGUAUUAUGAGUUUGACUGGUCAUACUACAAGCAUUGAGUGCGUACGAUUUGGUCAUGAUGAGGAACUAGUUGUAGCUGGCUCUCUGUCUGGUGCUUUGAAAGUCUGGGACUUGGAGCAAGCCAAAAUUUUAAGGACACUGACAGGACAUAAAGCUGGGAUCAAAUCUUUAGACUUUCACCCUUAUGGCAACUAUGUGGCAUCAGGAUCCAUGGACUGUAAUGUAAAGUUGUGGGAUAUUAGAAGAAAAGGUUGUAUAUAUACUUACAAAGGUCAUACUAAUUGUGUUAAUUGUCUUCGUUUUACUCCUGAUGGACAAUGGAUAGCUUCUGCUAGUGAGGAUAAUACUAUAAAGAUCUGGGAUCUCACAGCAGGUAAACUAUUAACAGAGCUCAAACUCCAUAGAGGACCAGUAAAUACUGUAGAAUAUCAUCCAUCUGAUCUCUUGUUGGCCUCAGGCAGUAGUGAUAAAACUGUCAAGUUUUGGGACUUAGAGACAUUCCAGUGUAUCAGCAGCUCUGAUACUGACAAACAUCCUGUCAGGAGUUUAAUCUUCCAUCCUGAGGGAACUUGUUUGUAUAGUGGUUGUGAAGACAGCUUGAAAGUUUAUGGUUGGGAGCCAUUUGUUUGUCAUGAUGUUGUCCCAGUGUCAUGGUCUGAAGUGGCUGAUCUAGCCAUCACAAGUUCACAGCUAAUUGCUGCGUCCUUCACUAAGACGAAUGUUUCCACCUUUGUUGUAGAUUUAAAUAAAGUUGCCCCCACGGGUGCAGUUAGCAAAUCAGAUGACUUAAGAACACCACCAAGAUUAACCAGCUCAAGUGGCAGACGCAGCUUUAUAACAGACAGACCACCAACAUCUUCUUCAAGAGAAACAAAUGAGCCCAAGAGAUCAGACACACCUCCAGACAGUAAGGACAAAGAAAGACCAGAUGUCAAUGAUGAAGAUGGUGCUUCCUCCCAGGCAGACAUACAGGACCAAGAUGACUACAGAAGAAUAUUUAAAGAAAAUGCAAGAAAUCCCAAUGGCAGACAGAGAGUGGAACCUUUCCAGCCCCCACCAGAUGAUGACAUGCCAGAUCCAGUCAAAGUCACAGCCCCUAGUGCCUCAGUAAAAAAAGAAAUCUCUCCUAGAAUAAAACCAGUUCAACAGCAGAAGCCAUCAGUUAGAGAAUCAUUUGGUUGUGUGCAGCCUGCAGACUUUUUACCUAAACAGAAAGCUGCUAGUGAUCUGAAUGAGAAUGAAAUACUGGACAUGUUAAACAAAGGUCAUAAUACAAUGAUGACAGUUUUAAUUCAGAGGAGUCGAAACCUGCAAGUGGUCAGAGCAAUGUGGACAUCAGGAAACACAAAGACCGCCAUUGAUUCAGCUCUAUCUAUGAAGGAUCCUGCUGUUAUGGUUGACCUAUUAAGUAUCAUCAAUACUAGAGCAACUCUAUGGUCACUAGACCUGUGUAAUUUAUUGUUACCACAGUUGAAAGAAUUGAUGAGUAGCAAAUAUGAAAGUCAUGUCAUGGCUGCGGCUAAUGCAGUCAAGCUGGUAUUAAAAAAUUUUGGCCAUGUUAUAAAGGGUAACAUGGAAGAACCACCAUCAUCGUUUGUAGAUAUAUCUCGGGAAGAAAGACAUAAGAAAUGUUUAGCAUGCUACACCUGUCUGUCUUCCAUCAAGAGUUUGAUUCAAGCUUCACACACAACUGUCACCCCCAAGAUGUCAGCUGUGUACAGAGAAAUUAUGUUGUUGAUGGUUGUCUUAGAUUGAUUGUGCCUAGAGGAAUAUGUUGUGUACAAAUGAUUAUAUAUUUUCUAUAACGGAUCUGUUAUGUUUGACAGAUGUGCUCCUUUUCUGACUUUGUGAGUAUUCUAAUUGAGUCUGAAUGGAUUGCUGUGUUUUGAUUGUGAUUGUUUAGCUACACAAAAAGUGAUUGAAAAUUCUUUGCAAGUCUUCUUGUACCCAGUCUGUCACAUAGCAAUGUAAUAGCAAUCAUUAAACACAUAGCUGUCCAAACUAUAACCAACUCACAGAGUAACUAAAAAUACAUUGUUGAACAAGUUUAUUUAAUGAACUAAGUCAAAUGCUGAGUUUUGCAUAUUGAAUGUGGACAACUUUGUUGAUCAACCAUUCCAUAGUUCCAUUAACAGAUGCCUUGGCGCACAUGUUCUCCUAGUGGCUUCUAGAUUCUUUCAAUUUAUGUCUAAGUUGGUUUCACCUAUGUUGAGGCACAUGUCAUUUCUACUACAUUUAAAACAUGGAUAGACUCCAAUCACUAAAUAGUUUGCUGUCUUUAACUUGGCACUAUUGGUUUUAUUGGUUUUAUACUCCCAGUUUUGUUUAUACAUCAUUAGUCUUUUUCUUUAAUGUGGAAUGCUUCAUUUGUUUAAUCUAGUGUUCACAUCCCGUAUAAAGUUACUCAAACCAUCAAUUUAUUGUUUCCACUGUACCAUCAAUGUAUUGAUUCACUACACAUUUAGAAUGUCGACAUUUGUGCUUGACUGAUAUUCAAGUUUCAGCCACAGAAAUAUGUUUAGGAUUGAAACUCAAUGCAAACAAGACAACAAGACUCACCACUUCAGUUGGAACUUAAUGGUGACUUUAUUGAUUGAUAGUGUUUGACCUUACUUAUGUAUCUACUUUAUUUCUGUUAGAAUCUUUCAUUCAUCCACACUUUGCUUGAUUUCAUUAAUAAUUAAAAAAAACCCAUUAAAUUUGAUUAGCGUCUUUAAUCAAGAUAAGGCAUUUUUUUUUUUUGCUUUUAGAUUUAGAAAUGAAUUUGAUCUGAAGACAACUCUCAACAGAAAUUGAUAUUCAGCUUUGUGUUGUUAAGAUGAACACUUACAUAGUUAAGAUGGUUCUUGUUAUUGCCAUUUGUUCUUCAUAGAAACAUUUACCAUUUGAAUCCACAUUAAACAAGCACCAUUAGCUGUACAUACCACUGUGGAGAUGUUCAGUUUCCCUUGAAUAGUAUAUUGAUUUGUACAAAUAUCUAGACUGAUCAAGGAUAAAAUACUUUACUAAAUUCUAAAAAUAAAAUUGUCAUUUUAGCUUGAUCAAUCAGUUAGUAAAGAAAUACUUUGUUUAAUUGUGUUGCUUCAACUGCCAUUUCUGAUAUUUGUUUAAAUCAUAGAGAUAGAAAUAAAGCUAUACUCCAAGAUCUCUAUGUAUUUGUAUCUAGCAAUGACAAAGAUGAAGGUCAUUGUGCUGGUCAUAGGGUUGUCUCCUAUUGAGAAGAGAGAGUUGUCAUUGAAAUUUUGUGUAGUGUAGAAACAUACUAUCAUAUUAUUGUCAUACUUUGUACUGCAAAAAUAACUAGUGAAAUAACGAUUUGAUAUUAUGUUUAGAAAUCUCCUUGAUCAGUCUAGAUGACAUAUAUAUAAAUAUAUAGGUCUGUAUUGUUUGCAGACUCUUCUGCUUAAAGCAGGGGUUCUCAACCUGUGGGUUGCGACCCCUUUGGGGGUCGAUUGACGAUUUGCCAGGGGUCGCCUAAGACCAUCGAAAAAAUGAAUUGAUUUUGUCCAUUCUUCUAUUGCUGUGUGUGUAUGCAAGGGGGGGGGGGGGGUGCGGCAGAGUAGGGGGGUUGUAAAAAGGGGUCGCCGAGCCUAAAAGGUUGAGAACCGCUGGCUUAAAGUAUAUAAUUGUAGAUCUAUUUCCCUUUUACCAAUUUUUGUGUCCAUCUUUGCUAACUUCUGCUCUGAGUUGUUUAAUUCUCUGCUGCUGAGAUAUCACAUGGUCAUCUUCUAUUUAUAUAUAUAUUAGUCUUUCCUUUCAGGUUUUAAUCCAAGUAAGGGAACAAUAUCUAGUAAGGAUGUGUUUGAAUGCAGGCCACGCCAUUAUUUGUAUGUGCCCAUUACACUAAGCUGUGUAUUGAAUGUUUUGACUUGAAGAACUUAUAUUGUACAAGUUCUUUUCUACUCCAUUUUGUUAAUCUCUCCAGAUCAUGCUGUGAUUCAGAUUGAACAUGAGAUGGAGAGAGAUAUAUACUAUAUCUAUAUAUUUGUCAUGCAAAGUCUACUCCGAGCCAUAUUUCCAUAGUGUGACUAUGUUUAAGUCUCUGAAAAAAAAAUUAAUUAAAAUCCUUUUAUUAGAUAAGUGACAUGGAAAGUAAUUUGUUCUCCAACUGCUUGAAAGCUAGUUUGUUAGAGCAUAAUACGUGGCAACUUGCAAAGGUUGGUUUUGGUUUUGUAAACAAAGGAGUCUUCCCUUCCCCACCCCAAAAAUGUAUUUAUGAUUUCAAUGUGAUUCUUACAGAACAAAUUGAGAAAGAAUCUGUGUGUGUGUCUGAACUGAUUGAUCAUGACAUGACUUUGUAUCAUAAAAUCUUGUGUAAAUAUUCUGCCAAUAAAGUUUGUGCUACUAGGGAGUUGUCUGCAGAUUGAUUUCUUGCUGAGAGGUAGAACUUCUCUUUUGCAAAGUUUGUAUGCAGGCAUUGAACUAGGCCCAAUAUAAUAUAGAGAUCAAAGUCUCAACAAUUUCUCUAUAUUCAGAUGUACAAAAUAUUUUGUUUUAAUUAUUUUAUACUAAAUAUUUUCCUACCACAAAUAGAGACAAUUUUUUGUUUCA
This is a messenger RNA of Biomphalaria glabrata, 5086 nucleotides long. RefSeq names its product katanin p80 WD40 repeat-containing subunit B1-like. NCBI's taxonomy places the organism in Eukaryota, Metazoa, Mollusca, Gastropoda, Planorbidae. Gene Ontology annotation, biological process: microtubule severing; microtubule depolymerization. The record is from RefSeq and is a predicted model, not a curated record. Bases 383 to 2290 code for a protein of 635 amino acids. Gene Ontology annotation, cellular component: katanin complex. The transcript has 20 exons. Gene Ontology annotation, molecular function: microtubule binding.